Messenger RNA from Caenorhabditis remanei, 1023 nucleotides. RefSeq lists its product as uncharacterized. Gene Ontology annotation, biological process: adenosine to inosine editing; RNA processing. Bases 1 to 1023 code for a protein of 340 amino acids. Gene Ontology annotation, cellular component: cytoplasm; nucleolus. Gene Ontology annotation, molecular function: double-stranded RNA binding; tRNA-specific adenosine deaminase activity; double-stranded RNA adenosine deaminase activity. NCBI's taxonomy places the organism in Eukaryota, Metazoa, Nematoda, Chromadorea, Rhabditida, Rhabditidae. The record is from RefSeq and is a predicted model, not a curated record. The transcript has 5 exons.
AUGUCUCUUGCUUCCAAACCAGCCGAUCUCAUGGAUCUGGACAAAGAAGACGACGAGGUGUUCCUUCCGAAAGAGUCAACUUCCGGAGAAAUCGAUCAAUACGCGAUUCAGUUCUACGCAAAGAAGUGUGAGCAGUAUCACGAGGAUCCGAAGGCUUUUGCGGCCUUCCUCCUCAACGUGGCCGGAAACCUCCGUAUGAUCUCCUACGCGUGUUCACCCAACGAGAACACGGAUCGCAAAAAACUAGUGUCAAAAAAAGGAAAAGACCAAAUAAUCCACAAAAACCCGCUCGUCUUGGCCAGACGUGGACUCAUCAGAUACUUUAUAAGUGAACUCAAAAAGUUGGAGUCAGGGAACUCGGACGUGUUCGACAAGAACAGAGAGGGCGAGAUUCAGAUGAAGAUGACGUGUCAGUUGUACAUGUAUUCCACCUAUUCGUAUAUCUGUGAGAAUGUGUAUUGGGGAAUGGAGGAGGCCAAGGGUCACGACAACAACCACUGCAUCAUGAACAAAAUCCGUCGUUGGGUCUCACUAGGUGUCCAGGGAGCACUUCUCUCCAACAUCAUCAAUCCAAUAUACAUCACAAAAAUCGUGUUGGGAUCGACACCCAACAUUCCCAUCUUCGAUCUCUGGGUCCUUCUAUUCGGCGCAAUGAACUUCCAGGACCGUGAGUGUCCACCGAUGGAAGCGAUACCGAGAGACUCUCCAAACCUGGUCCUAACUCGCACCUACGUCUGGUACCUCGGAUUGAGCAACCUUGACAUCAUCGGAGCAGACGGAAGACUCGAGCCAGAAGGCAAGGGAUCCACUAUCUGCAAACAGGAGAUCUUCAAGGCGUAUCUGAAAUUGGGAGCCGCUAACAAGUCGGCUCUAAAGUACUCGCGAGCUAAGAAGAAGGCUGGUCACUAUCAGUACAUGAAAAAGUUGCUCUAUAAGAAGUGGGAGACCGAGAACAAUGGAAAAUGGUUGCGUAAGAAGAGUAACAAGGCGGACAAGUUCUGGGUGGAGCUGAAACGUUUGUAA